AUGGUCUUCGAAAGUCAGCUUUCUCUGACCCACUUUGCAGUCCGAGGAAUUCCUGUACCUGGAGUGCGUGCUUUAUGGUGUGCUAGUAUUAAAGGCCACUACCGGAUAGUUGAAUUUCUCCUUUCCAAAGGGGCUAAUCCAAAUGGCGUUACUACUUUCGAAAGCUCUCCGUUGCGAGCAGCAUGUGAGCAAGGCCACCUCCAUACUGUCAGACUGCUUGUGCAACACGGAGCAGAUAUUGAUGCUACUAAUGAAAGCUCUGUCACUUCUCUGAUGAUAGCUUCCUUCUACGGCUAUUUGGAAAUUGUCAAGUGCCUCUUAGAUGCUGGUGCUGAUGUGAACAAUAAAAAUAAAAACGGGAAAAGCGCACUGCAUUACUGCUCAGAAGCAGGCCAUGUGGAGGUCAUGAAAGCGUUGCUGGACCACAACGCUCUGAUGGAUGCUGACAGCACUGAAAUAAAACCCUUGCUGGUUGCAAGCAGUCGCGGUUACAAGGACAUGGUAGAAUAUCUAGUGACCAGAGAUGAUUUGAUAACUAUAAGAGAAAAAAUCGAUGCAUUGGAGCUACUUGGAGCUUCCCUUUUCAUCGAAACGGAAGAUAUGGUCACUACAAUCAACUACUGGACAUCAGCAAUGAGUCAGAGGUAUGUUAACGGCGCCCUGAUUUAUCCAAAAUCUGAGGAUAAUUUGUCAGUACUCACAAUAGGACUUCAGUGA
Messenger RNA from Macrobrachium nipponense, 717 nucleotides. Its product is annotated as protein fem-1 homolog C-like. Bases 1 to 717 code for a protein of 238 amino acids. The transcript is spliced from 5 exons. Lineage: Eukaryota; Metazoa; Arthropoda; Malacostraca; Decapoda; Palaemonidae. The record is from RefSeq and is a predicted model, not a curated record. Gene Ontology annotation, molecular function: protein kinase regulator activity; PDZ domain binding.